ACCCUAAUUCCCGACUUUUCGCUCCUUGAUGAAUUUCUUUGAAUUUCUUUGGCCAAAUGACUUUGAUAUCCAUAUAUUGAUGAUAUUGAUCUUUGAAAGUCAUUUUUUGACCAAAAACCUUAAAAGUCAAUGAUGAUCCUUCACAGUUGACUUUUUCCUGACAAAGUGAAUUUUUGGGCUUUUGUGUAGAAAUAAGAUCUUCUCCCCAAAUGGAUGAUAUAAAUGGAUUAUAUGGAGGUAGUAGAGAUCCUUGAAUCAUGUCUUGAGUUUUGGAUUCAUGCCCUGAUCAGAAGUCAACUAUCUUGGUGAAUUAGGUCAAAACCCUAAUUUGUCGACCAUGUGAAAGUAAUGACUGUAGACUUUGAAUUGAAGUGUGAUGUCCAGUAGAUCUUGUAAUAUGAGUUAUUUGAAGAAGAUUGAUGUCUUUGAAUGACCCUCUGGGGCUUUUUAGGGUUUCCCAAAUGUGAUCCCUGAUUUUAGUCCUUGAUAGGCUCAAAACCCUAGUCUGGUGACCUGAGUAAGCCUGUACUCAUAUGACUGGAUGUCUAAUCAAUCAUAGAUGAGAAAAGUGAAGUUUUUGAGCUCCAUGAUUGUAUUAGAGGCUAAUCUUUGUAUUGAUUGAUCCUUUGCCUGAGCUUUCUUGUCUUUGUGCAUCCUUGAUUAGGUAUCAGAUGGAGAAAUGACUGCUCUGGGUACUUGUCUUGACCUGAUGAAAAAUCCUGAAGAUAUGUCAUCUCAGGGGGGUCAAAAAUUAGGGUAUGACACUCAACUGCUAGAUUUGAAUCCAUAUGGUUAUUUGCUAGACACAAGAUGUUAAUGAAGUAGUUAACAACAUGUGUGGCCAUGUCAUUCGUAUCAUUUAAAACUUUUUCUCCACCUUUGAAGUAAGGAAUGAUGUUUCUGGAACUCUUAAUUUUUGCCAUUCUAUGAAAUAAUUAAGUGUUCCUAUCUCCAUUAAGAUGUCGUUUUAACUUUGCCUUUUCAAACCAGAAUAAAUCUUCCUUUUCAUGGCAUUUCUCAAUAUCACUUUAAUCCAUCUUCUCUUGUUCUCUAAUACUAUGAUUUGGACCAUAUAGAUUGAUCUGAUCAUGUAUUUUUCCAAGCUUCUUAAUAGAUUCUUUAACUAAGGUGUGAAUGUUGGCAAAAACCUCUGUGUUCUAAUUUUGGAGAUUUUCCUUUAAAAUUUAGAGCUUCUUAUAAAGGAUUUACAUUAGACUUCCCACAACAUGAUUAUUCUAGCAAUUGGUAAUUAAAAAUCUUUGCAACUAUCAAGCAAGGUCCAUAAGCUUAACAUUUUGAAUUGGUAUAAGAGCCUUAGAGGAGUGAAAGAUGUCUCAGUAGGAUAGAGUGAUGGUCAGACUUCAGGCUUGGAAAAGUAGAUACAAUCAAUUUAUAGCUAAAAGUUAGUUGUAAUUGAUUACAGAAAACCUAUCAACCUUUAUUUCCACAAAAUCUCUCAUAGACCUAUCAUUAGACCAAGUGAAAGUUGAGCUCUUGUAGGAAUAUCCUCCAGAUUAUUUUGAUAUGAACAAACCUUGAAGUCAUUCAUAUGAUAUCUAUUAGGACUAUGGCUAUUGUAGCAACCUGCCCUAAAAAUUAGACUUUUAGAGUCGCCACCUAUUCUGAAGGGCGAAUAGGAAACCCUAUGCAGAUUAGAGAUCGGGGUAAGAUUAUUAUAAUCAGGUCGAGGGAAGGUGUUAGGCACCCUCAACCCUUUCCUAAGGUUUGAUCUAAGAUGAAGGUUUAUGGCAAAAUUAUAGAGGUUAAUAGCUAAUGAAAUGAGAAGGGCGAAAUGUGAGAUUUGAACUGAAUGGAGGUUUUAGGGAAGGGGACUCGCCUUGGUUAUCCAAGUGCCUACGUAUCUCCUUAGGGAGAAUCAGAGUCAACGUAGUUCGGGCACAGGGUUGUACGCCUUAGAAUUAGAAUUUGAUUAUGGUUUGAAGGCUUUUUGAAUGGCCUGUCGUAGUUUUAGAAAUUGUGAUUUGAAAGGCAUUUUGAGUUGCCUGAUUGAAAAGGAUGAACUUCUGUAGUGUCGUGGUUUAGUGUGUUUUGAAUGUUUGGGCGUACAACCCUGAUUUGAUAUGUCACCGUUAGUUGCGAUGACCAAUAGGUUUGAUCAUUAUAGUUAACGGAUUAAUGGGGUAUUGCUGGUUACUCUGACCGAUAGAUUCGAUCGUCGCGGGCAACAAAUAAAAUGUAUUUUAAAUUUUGUAUAUUUUUAUCUCUUGUCUAAUGGGACUAAUAGAUUUAGUCGGGUCGAGAAGAGAAUUAAUUAAGGGUUAAUGUUCUUUGCCAAAUGGGCAGUGGGAUUGGACAAACCCUAAUGCAUAUAACCUUUCAAUUAAAACUAAUUAAAUAGAUUAAAUCGAUAUAAUCGAAAUAAUCGGGAAAAUAUUCUAAUCCUAGUUAUUAGGCUAACCCUAAGUAGAUUAUCCUAAUCCUAAUUAAAAUAAAUAAUACAUAAUUAUCAUUAAUCUAAAUAACAAUAAAUUAAAUAAAUAAAAAUGCAAACUAAAUAAAUAAAAAUGCAAUAAGAACCUAGUUUUAAUCUUGUGUGGCAUGCCUGGGAGGUCCAUGGUAAGCCUUGCAAUCCUGGUACGUUAGAUUGGAAUCAUAGGAGAUCCUGUGGCUGUAAUGUGAGGGUACAUGGUGGGGUUCCGUAGAUCAUUCGUACUAGACUUAUAGACAAACACAUAGUGGAAAUAAUUUAAAAAAUAAUCUUGCCACCAGCAAGGGUCGAACCCACGCUGUGGCCUAUCACGCAUGCGCCUCCUUCCACUAAGCUAAUGCAAUUAUGUUGUCAUAGCAAUGCUCAGCAAACAAUAUAUACUGAUAUUAAAUUGAAAAUAUAUCAAUUCAAACCAGACUCCAUGCGUGGGCCCCAGGGUGUAGCGGACGGCCAAUCGUACGAGGAGAGAAAGAGAGACUUUUGUUGACUGUCCAUUGGUGUCUUGCCACACACUCAGGGGGGAUUCAACCUUUUGACUGCCAAACCAGAUAGUGCCACGCGUGUGGUCGCUGUUCACCUUCUUCAACAACUUGCACACCCCAAUUUAGCUACGGUUUUGCUUUGAAAUAGCCACGGUUCCUGCAACAUAAAAUCGUAGCAAAUUCUGCCCUUAUACAAAACCUACGAAAUUGAGUCAAACAGAAAAUCUAAAAACCCAGAUUGCCUUAAUUUUGUCCCCUGAUCAUGAAUAUGGUAUUCGUUUAGCCUGCAAAUCCUUGUAAACUUGAUCCCGACGAUAAGUUCUAACAUGCCCUAACAAUGGUGUUUUCUAUUUUACACACCAUGGCUUUGUUCCACCGGUCCAGAUCUUCUUAUGCGUUUAUGGAGCUUCAAUCACGAUUCAAACUUAACCUUUUACCUUUUUGGACGUGAAUGCAGUGGUUAGUUUGAGUUGAUAGUGGCUUCCCUAAGAGAUUCUUCGUGCCCUAGUUCUUUGAUGAUUUUGUCUUCAUGAAACCCUAGCCUCUCCUUCUUUUUUCGUCCUCCUCUCCUAAUGAAUGUUUUAGAAUAUAUAUAUAUCAUCACAUUAGGGUUCAAUCUUUGGCAAAUAAUCAACCAACUAUUAACAUGAAAAUUGAAAAAAAGAUUUUGUAUAAAAUCUUUCUAUUUUAGAACAAUAAUCUAUUUCAUGCACAUUCUCCAUUCAUUCUUGGCCCUUGGAUCAUAUUUAGAUUUGUUUUGAAUUAAUAGAAAAGGAAUGAUCAUUAUAUAGUUAUUUUAGGAUUUUAUUUAAUUUUUAUUUGAAUAUAAAUGAAUAAAAUCAAAUAAAAAUAAAAUAAUAUCACAAGAACAAUUAUAUUGGACCAAUGGACCUCUCUUGGGCUUUUAUUUGAUCAAGACCAAAGCCAUAUACUUUCAUCCAUUUAUUUUAUAUUUUUACUUAAUUAAUUUUCUUUUUAAUUGACUAAAAUUCAAAUAAAUAUAAAUAAAAAAUAUAAAAAUGUGGGGAUGUAUUUGGAGGUUCUUAGUGCUCUUAUAAGCAAUUUUGGAUCAACAAAACUUAAGCCCAUUUUGGAAAUUUGCAAGAUUGGAUAAUAUUUCUUUCAUGGACUUCUUGAAAUUCAACCAACUUGCGCAAUUCAUAACUUCCUCAAUUUUAAUCAUAUAAUUGCAUUCUAGGACUUUUUAGAAAGCUUAAAGAGUCCUCAAAUGACACGUUUGGUUUCAUCUCAAUUGAAGCUUCCAUGCUCAAGUUAUGAGCUUUGACCCAAAAGGUGUUUUUGUUGACCUUUUCGGAGGACCUGUAAUGUUUUUGUCUAUAUCUCCCAAAUGGUGCAUUUCUUGAUCUUGGGCCCAACAUCAAAGUUGUAGAGGAUGAAAUUUCCUUGAGGAUAAGCUUUGGUUGGAGAAUUUCUGACAAACCAUGAGAGAGUUAUGACCGGUCAAAGUUGAGUUGACUUUUUUUAGUUAAAAACCCUGAUUUGAACCAUUGAUUAGGAGAGAGUGACUUGAGUUUAACCAUUGAGCCUUGAACCCUUGAAGAUGAAAUAAGACGGGAAAAUUUUGGGGUAUGACAACUAUCAUUAUGCUCAUGAUCACCUAAGAUUAAGUUGAAGUAUCCAAUAAACCACCAAGGGAUGGAUGUAUAAGAGUGAUAUAAGAAAAACUCACCUCACAACCUUCUUUUAGUAACAUAGCAAGUCGAAGAAUAAAUGGCUGAUAUGCCAAUUUUAAUGUCAUAAAAAAGAUACAUAUUUAUCUGAAAUGAAGUUGAAUUGAGGAUAAAGGGACUUCUUACAAAUGUACCAAAUAUUUGGAGAAAUUUGAUCUCCAUAGUUUAUUGCAUAUGCUUUAAGGUUAAGACCAAUCAAAAAAGCCAUAGGGAAGUUCACCAGAUUCAUCCAUGGCUUUGUAAUAAAACAUAAAACAUAAGUUGGGUUUAUGAUUUUAAUAAUAUUUUUAAGGCCAAUUUUGUGGGGGGGGGGGGGGGGGGAUUGGCUAAUCCCCUAGAAUUCCAAAAUAAACACUUCAUAAGGAAAAUUUAUUUGCACCAGCUUUUGUUCUGGUUGGAACCAUUUGAAACUUAUAUAAGUCUGCCUCUGAAUAAUCAUCUUUUUUUGUUGAGUCUUCAUCUUUGUCUUUAGAAUCUGACAUGUUAGUCCAAGAUUCUUUUAAGAAAGCUUCGGUUUUAUUCUGAAUGUCUUCUAUGAUAUCCUCAAUGGCAUUGAGUUGGGUUUCAUCAACAAACUCUGAAUCAUCAGAGCUUCAAUCUUUCAACAAUGCUAACAUCUUUUUUUUCUUUGACCUCUAAUAUCCCAUCUACUCGAAACGUAUUUCUAGCCUUAAUUUGUCUAGAAUCAUCUGCAAGAAUGAUUGUACCAGAAUUAAUUUUCGGUAAUAUAGUUCCUUUUUUCCAUACCCCUCUAGUCUCUCCUAUUUUAAUGGGAGAUUCUUUAUCCUUUCUACAAUUUAACUCAGUUUUUUAUGUGCUUGUAGCCUUGUGAAGGUGCGAGAAAUAUAAUAAAGGGGGUUUGAAUUCGGUUGCACCAAAUAUAAUCUUUUUGCAACUCAAAAUACAAAGCUAACAAGUGAAUAAAAAUAUAUGAACACAAUUAUUUUUAUCCUGGGUCACUGUUAAUGAAGUUACUCCAUUCUACCCGCCAAGGUGAUUUUUUCUUUUCAUCAAGGACUUAAUCCACUAUAACCAAACAGAUUACAAACAGCCACAAUAAGUCCGAUCAACCUUGAUGACAAGUCUAACAAGUUCGAUGAUCCUUAACGCCAAGCUACACACGACCAUACUAAGUAUGAUCAAUCUUGUUGACAACCACAACAAAUUCAGCUGAUCCUUAAUGUCAAGAUGCAGAAAACCACACUAAGUCCGAUCAACCCUGCUGACAACCUCAACAAGUCUGAUGAUCCUUAUUGCAAACCACAAUGACCGCAACCAUUGUCUUCUUAAGAAUUCUAACUAAAUGUAGUCCCUCAAGGAAUCUAUCAACCACUGUGGAUUACAAAGAUAUGUAUAAAGAGAUGCUUCUAACAAGAAGAUUACACAAUGUUUAAGUACAGCAACACAAAAAUGUUGAAUGCAAGAUACGAACAAAAGCUCCUUGCUAAAAAUACGAAAUUAUAUAAAGAAUAUCUCAAUAGGUAACACAUCAGAGGUAUUCUUCCAGAUUGUUGAGUUCAUAACAUGAUGACGUCACACGCCUUCUUACUAGAGUCAGAACCUAUUUAGCAAAAGCUACACAAUAGAUAGAAUUCAUUAGACUAUAAAAUUUAGACAUAUUGGAGUUUCAAUGUUUCUAAAAAUUUAGGUAGAAUUUAGACAUAUUAGAGUUCUAAUGUUGCUAAUUAAAAAUUGCAGAUAUGAUUUUGGGUUUAUAGUAAGCUUGAGAGGGAUUGUGUUUCCUCACCCGAACUCGUGCAAAGGUUUGGUUGAUAUUUUUUGGAAUAAUGUGUUUUGCCCAACGGAAUAAUUUCAACACUCCGGGAUUUAAGUUCCAAGAAGUCAUUGCCCUAACCCUGUGAACAUCUUCUAAACUUGAGAAGGAUAACUAAUUCAAAGAAACAUUUCCCAAGAGAUGUGAUACCUUUGUAUGGCAACGGGGCGGGUUGGGACGAUUCUUACCUCCCUAAACCCGAAUUCGAAUCCCUAAAAAAUCCAUGUUCCCCGCCUCAAUCCCCAUCGGAGAUGGGGAAAUAAAAUAAAACAUAUCCCUAACGGGUUCGGGUAUCCCCGCUCCGCCACAAUCCAUUUAGUGAAAUCAAUUUUUUUGAUAAAACUAUUAAAUUUUUUCUAAAUCAAAUUACAUUACAAAUAAUAAAACAAAAUAAUCUCAAUAAAAUUACAUUCAUACCUUUCAAAUAUUUUAAAUAAUAAAUACAAGUCAAAAUAUCAAAAUUGACACAUACUUAAUAUUUAAAAUUAUCAAAACUAAAUAAUAAAGUACAUAAAAAUAUAAAAGGGGGAGUUUUGGGGGAGGGUUUGGGGUAGGUUUUAGUGUACCGAUUACCCAAAUCGUCCCCAUAUUUUAUAAUUGGAGAAAACCCAAACCCAAUCAAAACGAGUUUUCCCCGUCAAAUUCGGUGUGGGUUCGGGUGGUUAUCCGUGGAUACAGGUUAUGUUUCCAUGCCUACUAAUAACCAAUUUUGCAAUGGAAUGCCAUAGAAUUACUAGUUUAUUACGUAAACUUAAAGAAGUUAGUGGUGAAGAACCUUUGGGCCAUAAGAUUAUUCCAUGAAGGUUGUGUUUGCAAGAGUUCAGACCUAGCAGAUAUUCAUCUUCAUGGAUGGAAAUGGAGAGUAUAUCUCGUUUAACACAUGGGACUGGAAGUUGAUUUGCUGGAAUGUUGUAGACAUUUCCAAGAGCUUCCAAGAAAGUCUUGUUUGUUUGGUUGGAUAGGGCGCCUUUGCUCGAGUUGGGAUGAUAUACUUAUCUUCUGGAAACAUGCCGAAUGCUUGAAAGCACUCCAUAGUAGUGAUGAUGAAGAAGAGUUAUCUAGGGCAACGCUACUCCAAGGUUCCGGGAAUUGCCAUCCCCAUCCAAAGUGAGAAGAGAUAGAUAGUCAAUAUAUUAAAUGAAUUAUAUUUACAUAAAUAAUGAAUUAAAAAACUAUAAUUUUAAGGGAGUUGAAGAAACAAAAGUUGCAUAGAGGGUUAAAAUGCAUCAAAUUAAUUGGUUGUUAACUUGAUAAUGAAUGUUCUAACUAACUUUUAAGAUAGUAUAUGCAACUGAAUCUUAAUAUAUAUUAAUGAAAUUAAAUUAACGACAUUUAAACAAACUCUAACUAACUUUUAAGGGAAUUGUAACUAACUCAUAAGGAAAAUGUCUCAUAAAUCCGUUAAUAACUCAUUUAAUCUUUUCAGGGGUCCAGGUGUAACUUUACUUAUCCUUUCUUGGAUUAUCACACUAUACACAUUAUGGCAAAUGGUUGAAAUGCAUGAAAUUGUUCCAGGAAAACGUUUGGAUCGAUACCAUGAAUUGGGUCAACAUGCUUUUGGAAAAAAGUUAGGUCUUUAUAUUGUGGUGCCUCAACAAAUUAUAGUAAUGGUUGGUGGAAACAUUGUCUACAUGGUCACUGGGGGUCAAUCAUUAAAGAAGUUUCAUGAUAUAGUGUGUCCAAGUUGCAAAAAGAUUAGACUCACCUUUUUUAUAAUGAUAUUUGCCUCUGCUCAGUUUGUAUUGUCUCAUCUACCCAACUUCAACUCCAUUUCAGCUGUAUCUUUUGUUGCGGCAGUCAUGUCUUGUGGUUACUCUGCAAUUGCGUGGACUGCUAGUGCACAUAAGGGAGUACAAGAAAAUGUACAAUAUAGUAACACGGCUACAACUACUGCAAACUUAGUCUUUAAUUUCUUUAAUGCACUUGGAUCUGUUGCUUUUGCUUAUGCAGGACACAGUGUGGUGUUGGAAAUCCAAGCAACAAUUCCAUCAACGCCAGAAAAACCAUCUAAGGUUCCAAUGUGGAGAGGAGUUGUUUUUGCCUACAUUAUUGUCGCUUUGUGCUAUUGGCCUGUUGCGAUUAUUGGUUAUUGGGUGUUUGGUAAUGAGGUUAAGGAUAACAUUCUCAUAUCUUUAGAGAAACCAUCAUGGCUUAUUGCAACGGCAAACAUAUUCGUUGUUUUACAUGUAAUCGGAAGUUAUCAGGUUUUUGCAAUGCCAAUGUUUGACAUGCUUGAAAGUGUGUUGGUGAAGAAAUUGAAAUUCAAACCAAGUACAAUCCUCCGUUUUAUUGUGCGUAAUGUAUAUGUAGCACUCACAAUGUUCGUUGCUAUUACCUUCCCAUUUUUUGGUGGAUUACUAGGAUUUUUUGGAGGAUUUGCUGUUACUCCAACAACAUACUUUCUUCCAUGUAUUAUAUGGCUUAAAAUCUAUAAACUUAAGAUAUCCAGCUUGUCUUGGUGGACUAAUUGGAUAUGUAUUGUGCUUGGUCUAUGUAUAAUUGUCUUAGCACCAAUUGGAGCAUUGAGAAGUAUUAUACUUGAAGCUAAGACCUAUAAAUUCUACACAUAAACUUCUUAUCUAGUUGAAUUACUUAUUAGAUGGUGUCUUUAUGUUUCUCUAUACUUUAUUUAUUUUUUAAUUGCAAUGUACUUCAAAUUUUCACGGAAUAUCAAAAUGAAGGAAAUUAUUCUUAUUCAAUUUU
Vicia villosa (hairy vetch) is the source of this 9099-nucleotide messenger RNA. Its product is annotated as lysine histidine transporter 1-like. NCBI's taxonomy places the organism in Eukaryota, Viridiplantae, Streptophyta, Magnoliopsida, Fabales, Fabaceae. Gene Ontology annotation, cellular component: plasma membrane. The record is from RefSeq and is a predicted model, not a curated record. Bases 7782 to 8966 code for a protein of 394 amino acids. The transcript is spliced from 6 exons.